UCGGCGGCGGCUGCGGGAACUUUCCCAGCGGAUCUAAUGGCUGCGCGCGGGCCGCUGUGAGGCGCGGCGGCGAGCGACGGGCGCGGGGCCGCGGAGCCGCGAGAGAGCGAGCGAGCGAGCGAGCGCGAGGCCGGAGCCCCGGCCAGGCCCGGCCGACCCGCCGAGCCCGCGAUGCGUCCCGGGGCCGCCCCCCAGCGCAGCUGACGCCCCGCGGCCCCGCGGAGACCCCGGCCGGCCGGUCCCGGAGGAAGCGGCCGCCGCCGCCGCCCAGCCCAGCGCCCGCGCCGCCCGGGCACCAUGGCGGGGAAGGCGGCCGCCCCGGGCACCGCGGUGCUGCUGGUCACGGCCAACGUGGGCUCGCUCUUCGACGACCCAGACAACCUGCAGAAGAACUGGCUUCGGGAAUUUUACCAGGUCGUGCACACGCACAAGCCACAGUUCAUGGCUCUGCACUGCCAGGAGUUCGGAGGGAAGAACUACGAGGCCUCCAUGUCCCACGUGGACAAGUUCGUCAAAGAACUGUUGUCGAGUGACGCAAUGAAAGAGUAUAACAGGGCUCGGGUCUACCUGGACGAAAACUACAAAUCCCAGGAGCACUUCACGGCACUAGGAAGCUUUUAUUUUCUUCACGAAUCCUUAAAAAACAUCUACCAAUUUGACUUUAAAGCCAAGAAAUAUAAAAAGGUCACUGGCAAAGAGAUCUACUCCGACACCUUAGAGAGCACGCCCAUGCUGGAGAAGGAGAAGUUUCCACAGGACUACUUCCCCGAGUGCAAAUGGUCAAGAAAAGGCUUCAUCCGGACGAGGUGGUGCAUUGUAGACUGUGCCUUUGACUUGGUGAAUAUCCAUCUUUUCCAUGAUGCUUCCAAUCUGGUUGCUUGGGAAACAAGCCCUUCUGUGUACUCAGGCAUCCGGCACAAGGCACUGGGCUACGUGCUGGACAGAAUCAUCGAUCAGCGAUUCGAGAAGGUUUCCUACUUUGUCUUUGGUGAUUUCAACUUCCGGCUGGAUUCCAAGUCCGUCGUGGAGACGCUUUGCACAAAGGCCACCAUGCAGACUGUCCGGGCCGCCGACACCAACGAAGUUGUGAAGCUCAUAUUUCGUGAGUCGGACAAUGACCGGAAGGUUAUGCUCCAGUUAGAAAAGAAGCUGUUUGACUAUGUCAACCAGGAGGUCUUCCGGGACAACAACGGCACUGCGCUCUUGGAGUUUGAUAAGGAGCUGUCUGUCUUUAAGGACAGGCUGUAUGAACUGGACAUCUCGUUCCCACCCAGGCCCUCAGAGAGCCCCUCGCGCCCCCUGGCAUCCCAGAAAGGUCGUAACACACAGGCCCUGCGGACCCUGACCCUCAGCUUUCCCAGGGCGCCCAUGCUGGCUGUGGGCUUGCUCUUCAGCAUUUGCCUUUCCUCCAGGCCCAGGCCUGCUGACAGUACCCGCCCCCCAGGACAGCCGCUCUGCAGCCAGAGAGCCCAUGCUCCCAAGUCGCCGCAGUGGGGGUCUGGGUGUGCCGCUGGCCAUCAGGUGGCUCCUGUGGCAGCUUCCGGAAUGUGGGGGCACUGUGUGUCUUCCGCAGAGGCCGUGGUGCUGCGGUCAGAGAGCGAGGAGAAGGUUGUCACCUAUGACCACAUUGGGCCCAACGUCUGCAUGGGAGACCACAAGCCCGUGUUCCUGGCCUUCCGAAUCAUGCCCGGGGCAGGUAAACCUCACGCCCAUGUGCACAAGUGUUGUGUCGUGCAGUGACAUGGUGGGAAGAGAUGCCAGCGCCACGAGAGGACCCUUUGUGAGCCCUCCCUGUCGCCGUAACGGAAUGCGCACUCUUCAAAGCUGCAUCGAGAGCCCACCCGAGCGCCACCUGCUAGACGACCAGCCCACACUUCGCUUCAGCCUCCGGACCGUUCCGGAGCAGCCUCACAUACCUCACUGUCGUGUCUGUUCAUAUGACAUUAAGUAGAAACGUUUUUUUUUUUUUUAAAUAAGUCACAGUCCUGUUGUCAAAACUCUAAUAGACAGCAAAGAGGGUCUAUACCGUAGACUUCACAGUUUUCAGUUUUUAAUGAUUGUGGGUGGAGGGGCUUCUCCAGCACGGAGACCCCCGUGUCCAGAGACUCCCUCUGCCAGGUGGAGGUGCGUCCAGGGGCUGGGGAAGCCGAGACGGGCACUCCCUCUGCCGGGCGGCAGCGUGGCCCCGAGCACGCCGGGGAGUCUGUCUCUGCCGAUGCCCCUCCCGAGGUGGGCCGUGUCACAUGGUUUUUGAAUCACACUGCAGCUGCUUUCCAUUUUUAUAUAUAUAAAUAUAUAUAAAUAUAUACUUUUUAAAAAUAAUUUAUAAACCUUACCAAAACGUAUGCUCAAUGUACUUUCCAGUAUGAAUGCACAAGAGUCCCAUCCGCAGGCAGCGCUGGCGUCUGGGAGCACAGCCGUGUGUCCAUCCGCGCGGAAACUUGUAAAGAACACAUGGGCUCGCCCCGGGGGUGAAACCGGCCCCACGCACGUCUGCCCCGGCGGCCCGUUACGCCCAUCCGUUCUUCUGUGUAGUAUUAACAACUGAAUGUGAAGUUUAUCGCUAGCCUGGGUGUACCUUUGAAGAAUUUUGUAAACCGUUUGUCUGUCUUUUGUUACUGUUUCAUGGUGCCAAGUAUUCUACAUUACAACAAUAUCAUGGGAGAAAUAGAAAUAGCCUAGUUUGCUUCCAAUAGAAACUGCUUUUAACAUGGGCUGUAUAUAAAAAUAUUAGAGAGAAACAAACUGUACAUUUCCUCCAUGCUCCGCUGCAGACAACCCAUGUAUUAACCUUGUCGCAAAUAUUUUUCUCCUAGCACUAAGUACAGCAUUAAAAGGUGAUGAGUCUGUUGAUGACACACAAUGUAUGUUUUAUUGAUUUUACUUUAGAACACUACAGAGUUCCUGGCCGGUGAGGGCAUUUAGUGGAUGUUUCUGUCUAUCGCUACCAUUGCAAGUGAUCUGGUGUCCGCGGCUGAGUUGUUCCUGGCGGGAGGACUGGGUCUGUCCGUGUCCCUGCUGUGGUCACUGGCUCCGCGGCCACAGUUCCAACACGGAGUCCGCCCCACGGGUGUCAGCUCUUGGUCAUUCUGAGGGCCUUUAGAAGUGACUGGUCUGGUUCCUAAGCAAUAAAAUUGACCAUGGUGAAAACA
Messenger RNA from Cebus imitator (Panamanian white-faced capuchin), 3152 nucleotides. RefSeq names its product inositol polyphosphate-5-phosphatase A (gene INPP5A). NCBI's taxonomy places the organism in Eukaryota, Metazoa, Chordata, Mammalia, Primates, Cebidae. Bases 298 to 1740 code for a protein of 480 amino acids. The record is from RefSeq and is a predicted model, not a curated record. The transcript is spliced from 17 exons. Gene Ontology annotation, biological process: phosphatidylinositol dephosphorylation. Gene Ontology annotation, molecular function: inositol-polyphosphate 5-phosphatase activity.